Debaryomyces tyrocola is the source of this 1371-nucleotide messenger RNA. Lineage: Eukaryota; Fungi; Ascomycota; Pichiomycetes; Serinales; Debaryomycetaceae. The record is from the annotation of a GenBank genome assembly.
AUGACUAAGAUAGAUAAAGAAGUGACACCAAGUCAACCUGAUGAACUGUCCAAAGAUCAAAAGAGAAGAAAGUUAAAUAAACACGGAAAAAAAGAACGUACUCACUUGCAAUGUGAAUAUUUCAUAGCUAAAAAGAAUAGAAGAUGUUGUAUGCAAAGGAAAGCAGAUCAAAAAUAUUGCUCCGAGCACCUAGUUGAUAAUAAUGAACCAGAUAAAGGUGAAAGAGUUCCAUGCCCAUUAGAUAAUAAUCAUAGUGUGUGGAGCAAAAAUUUGGCAAAUCAUUUAAAAAAGUGUAAUGCAAAGCCGAAAGAAAAAGAAGAAAUAUGGUACGAAAAAGAUCUCAAUACGAAGUUUGGAGUGGAUAUUACAGAAGAUUCAGAAACCAAGAAUGAUGAUAAUGACAAUGAUGAAGAUGAUCUCAAUGAAAAGGAAUUAUAUGAAAAAUAUAUACCUAUUUUGAGAAAUUUAAAAGGCCAUUUUGAACCUUUAGAGUUUAGUAUUAGUAAACAUAGCGGGCUAAAGAAUCGCUUGUCUGAGGUAUCUAACCAGAAGCAUGCAAUACAACAAUCAUCAUUGAUAGGAAAUAUGAAAAAGAGAGGAUUGUUGGAUAUAGAUAAAUUUUAUUUAGAGUUUGGCUGUGGAAAAGGAGAACUAUCAAGAUUUGUUAACUUGAGUGUCCUAGAAGAUUUACAAAUCGAAGACAUACCUCGAAAAUCAAAAUAUGGGUACGGAUUUAUCGAUAGGGGUGUAAAUAGAAUGAAAAUGGAUUCCAAAAUAGUAAAAGACGCCAAAGAAAAUAGAAUUGAGGUAGAUCUCACAACCAAAAGGUCAAAGAUAGACAUUAAAGACUUGAAUGUUGAUAAAUUUUUAGAAAAUAUAGAUCCAGAACAUGUGGUUGUCAUUUCAAAACAUUUAUGUGGGGCUGCGACAGACUUGACUUUCAAGCUGUUACUUAAUUCGUCAUUAUUACAAGGAAAUAGUGAUAGAUUCGGUGGGCUUCUAAUUGCAAUGUGCUGCAGGCAUGUCUGCGCAUACGAUCAAUUACUUCCAGAAUCAAGAGCAUUUUUACAAAGCAACGGGUUUCGUUCAUUGAGAUCAUUCAAUAUUUUGAAAAAAAUAGUUUCAUGGGCUGUUUGCGGUAAACGCGAUGGCAUCAAUGAUGAAUGUACUGGCGAGCACAUAAGUGGAUUAAGUUUCAAGGAAAGAGAAGAGUUGGGGUUAGUUGCACGGAGAUUAAUUGACGAAAGUAGAGUUUUUGCCAUGAACCUCUUAGUUAAUCCAUUAGGAUUCCAUACAGAAAUGUUCUGGUACGUGGAAAAGGAAGUCACUCUUGAAAACGUAUGUCUCUGCAUCAUUCCUAAUUCGAAUUGA